Cadophora gregata is the source of this 281-nucleotide messenger RNA. RefSeq lists its product as uncharacterized. The record is from RefSeq and is a predicted model, not a curated record. The transcript has 2 exons. The annotation marks the transcript as partial. Lineage: Eukaryota; Fungi; Ascomycota; Leotiomycetes; Helotiales; Ploettnerulaceae.
AUGGCUGUCUACAACUGGCUUCGAAUUAUCCUCAGCAUCCUUUCCCUUCUCUCAUUUUUCCCUCAACUCCAGCGCAUCGUCAGAACAAAGUCCAGCAGAGAUAUCUCGCUCGCUUAUGUCUUGCUCAAUACCAUAGCCGCCACGGAGCAGUUCGCCCUAGGCUUUUACUUUAUCGCCACGCAUAAUCUGGACUCUGAUUUCUUCGUCAGCGCGCCACGAAACCUUGGUGAUUGGCUUAACCUCGCACAGCUCACGAUAGUGUGGGCCAUGUUUCUGAUACU